UCCGCCCCCGUCGGCUGCGGUUCCCGAAGUUCUCCGGACGACUUUCGACGUCCUGUCCCCCCCAAGUGUCAAAGUCCCCCUCGACCCGCGCCCAGACUGAGCUCAGCCCCUUCCUACCUUCUGGAGGUUCGCGUUUAUCUGGCGAGUCCACAGGACGUUAUUCAGGAGCUGCGCGCCUUCGGCUCCCGUUGGACUCUUUGCCGGGGGGGGGGAAAGCGAGCCAGAACCGGCGACCGGGUUUGGACCUUUUUUUCGGGGAGCGUCACCGCUUGGAGUCAUGAAGACCUUCUGGGCUCUGUCGGUGGUCCUACUGUGCCAGCUUUUGACAACCUCCUCCGGCCAGAGGCCUGGCCCGCGAGGAGCCACCGGAGCAGCGGGACCGCCAGGGCCCCCGGGACGAGACGGCAUUGACGGUAAGCCCGGACCUCCUGGAAUGGCGGGGAUAGCAGGGCCCAAAGGAAAAGCCGGAAUUCCAGGAGUGGCAGGAAAACCAGGCUUGCCGGGACUUCCGGGGGUGGAUGGUUUGACAGGUCCUGAUGGUCCUCCAGGGAAGGACGGACCCCCCGGAGAAGCAGGAGAAGCAGGACCUCCCGGGCCACCCGGACCUGCUGGCAGAGGGAGAGCAGGAGCUCCAGGUUUACCUGGAACCAACGGGUUGCCUGGUGGAGUUGGACCCCAGGGCCCCGUGGGUGCUGAGGGUCUUCCAGGGCUUACCGGACCUGCUGGUCCUGAUGGGCCACCUGGUCUUCCAGGUACUCUUCACGAUCUCAGCGGUGACCUCCUGUGUCCUGCCAUCUGCCCCCCUGGUCCUCCUGGUCCUCCGGGGAUACCAGGAUUUAAGGGCCACACCGGCCAUAAAGGAGACAAGGGAGAAGUUGGGAAGGACGGAGAAAAGGGGGACCCUGGUCCUUCUGGUCCUCCAGGUUUUCCAGGGACUGUUGGCUUGCAGGGCCCGCGCGGUCUAAGAGGUUUGCCGGGUCCGAUGGGAUCUGUGGGAGACAGAGGUCUUCCGGGAUUCAGAGGCAAACCUGGCAUCGCUGGCAUCAUCGGAAAGACAGGUGAUACCGGAGAAAGGGGCCCCCGGGGGUUCAGUGGUCCCAAAGGAGAAAUUGGUAAAAUUGGCCCGAAAGGAGCUGUUGGUGGCGCUGGGCCCAAAGGGGAGCCUGGAAUUCCCGGCAGAGACGGUAAAGAUGGCACACCAGGAAUGGAUGGGGAAAAGGGUGAUGCCGGACGCCACGGUGUAGUUGGGGAAAAAGGACCCAAUGGGCUUCCUGGUCUGCAAGGAAAGGCUGGUGGCAAAGGAUCAAAAGGAGAAGUCGGUGAUCCAGGAAAGGCUGGAGAGACGGGACCCUCUGGAGAGCCAGGUAUUCCUGGCGAUAUUGGCAUACCAGGAGAGCGAGGCAUCGCAGGUCCGAGGGGAGUGGCCGGAGGCAUCGGACCUGCAGGCAACCAGGGACCCCAGGGAGUGAAAGGUUUCCAGGGCGUCGGAGGAACUUUGGGAGAUCCAGGUCUUCCGGGUCCAACGGGCAUUCGAGGAGAGUUCGGUGAAAGAGGGCCAGUUGGUGCUUCAGGAGCUAAAGGAGACAUGGGUGUCGCUGGAAGCGAUGGUUUACCUGGAGAGAACGGAGAACCUGGACAGUUCGGACCAGUUGGAAAAAAAGGAGAGGCAGGGAAACGAGGAGAACUGGGACCGAAAGGUGUCACAGGACCACAGGGAGAACUUGGGGCAAGGGGGCCCCCAGGAAAACCAGGAGUAAUGGGCUUCCAGGGAGAGCAGGGUCUUCCUGGAAUUGCUGGAAAAACAGGUGUACCUGGUAAACUAGCAAGUGAACAGCACAUCAGAGAGUUGUGUGGCUCAAUGAUCGAUGAUCAAAUUGCACAACUGGCCGCCAAUCUUCGCAGACCUCUGGCACCAGGGAUGGUGGGCCGACCCGGACGGCCCGGGCCUCCGGGACAGCCGGGGUCAGCCGGCGCCAUCGGUCACCCGGGUGCCCGUGGACCUCCAGGAUACAGAGGCCUGCCUGGAGAACUUGGAGAUCCUGGUUCCAGAGGUGACGUGGGUGAGCACGGUGAUAAGGGGCCCGUCGGCAAAGCAAUUGAGGGCCCCGUUGGAGACCAUGGACACCAAGGUCUUCCAGGAGUUCCAGGGAUUGUUAAAGAUGGCCGUGACGGAUCUCCAGGAGAUCCAGGUGAGCCCGGAGAGCACGGCAGGGUAGGUAGGACUGGGCAUCAAGGACCUCCUGGAAUCUGUGACACAUCAGCCUGUCAGGGAGCAUCGGUUGCCGGGAAAUCAUCUAACCCGAAAAACUACUGAACACGGCUUCCUGCCACCUGUUGCCAUCCGAAAAAAAAACAAGUUGGGGAGAGGAUGGAAUUAAAGACGAGGGUGGUCACAAAAUCUCCUCGUUAGUUGAAUAUGCGUAUGACAAGUUGGAAGGAAAAUAUUGACGGGUGGGGACAUUUUAAGAGGAGCAGAUGAACAUCAGCAACUGGGAGUCCCAAAUAAACAAAAAAAAAAAAAUCAAAACUCAUGCAGUCAUCCAUGAAUAAGGCGGAUGCAUGGUCAUAGUGCUAGAGAACGUCAGUGUUCCUUCCAAAUAUCAACUUAAGACUUUCAGGUUUUGAACAAGAGAAAAGAAAUGAAUGAUGAGUGCUUUGUGUAUAAAAAAACAAACAAAAAAAAAAAACCUUGUACAUGUUGUCCUUGCCCCCACUUCUGUGGUCUAUGUGCAUUUUGGCCCAUUGAUGUAGAUCCCAGGUGUCCACCCUCAGCCCACAAGCUUUUUGGGGUGAAAAAUACACAAACGGAAGCAUCGAGCCCUUGCAAAGCAGCAGUGUACGUGCAACAAGAUGACUUCAACUGUUUUGUUCUGUUCAUUUUGUUUCGCAACAUUUGAAGUUGAACCCCGAGAAACAAAUGCCAAAUAAAAGUUGUGGAUGAAGAAAUCAGAUGUAAAAUAAAUUCAGAACUCUUAGGUGCAGUUUUUCCUUUUUUUUUAUUUUUUUUUAUUUUUUGAGCUUGGAUUCCGCAAUGAUCACAUUCACGAUGUCCUAGCGGUGCUGUAACUAUUACAUAAACAAUUAAACACUAUUUAUUAUGUGUGGGUGACUGUUGUAUGUACGUUUGAUAGAUGAUACAGGGACAUGUUGUAAGAAAGAACGAAUAAAGCCACUUUUCAGUAAAACCUUACUGUUUUCUACAUAUGGGGGCGGAAGACGUGCGUUUCGAUUAAAUUCACUUAAAACAAGUGGCAACACUUUUAAAGCCAGUCGAACAAUGCCGGGGCUGGCGUCCAGAGCUGCCGGAUUUAUGCCUGGUAAAGCUUCAAAUCAAAGCAGUCGAUAAGAUAUAUACAUUUUA
Molecule: messenger RNA, 3361 nt
Organism: Syngnathoides biaculeatus (alligator pipefish)
Lineage: Eukaryota; Metazoa; Chordata; Actinopteri; Syngnathiformes; Syngnathidae
Gene: col9a3
Product: collagen, type IX, alpha 3
Exons: 32
Coding region: 278-2314 (678 amino acids)
Source: RefSeq, a predicted model, not a curated record